This is a messenger RNA of Pan troglodytes (chimpanzee), 780 nucleotides long. It is a transcript of the gene POLR2J, whose product is annotated as RNA polymerase II subunit J. Bases 79 to 558 code for a protein of 159 amino acids. The record is from RefSeq and is a predicted model, not a curated record. The transcript is spliced from 3 exons. Gene Ontology annotation, molecular function: protein dimerization activity; DNA binding. Gene Ontology annotation, cellular component: RNA polymerase II, core complex. Gene Ontology annotation, biological process: transcription by RNA polymerase II. Lineage: Eukaryota; Metazoa; Chordata; Mammalia; Primates; Hominidae.
CCGGAAGAGGCCUCUUAUUGGGGCUCUGGUGGCGGCGGCGGCGGACACUUGGGGUCUGGACGCAACGGCGGCGGGAGCAUGAACGCCCCUCCAGCCUUCGAGUCGUUCUUGCUCUUCGAGGGCGAGAAGAAGAUCACCAUUAACAAGGACACCAAGGUACCCAAUGCCUGUUUAUUCACCAUCAACAAAGAAGACCACACACUGGGAAACAUCAUUAAAUCACAACUCCUAAAGGACCCGCAAGUGCUAUUUGCUGGCUACAAAGUCCCCCACCCCUUGGAGCACAAGAUCAUCAUCCGAGUGCAAACCACGCCGGACUACAGCCCCCAGGAAGCCUUUACCAACGCCAUCACCGACCUCAUCAGUGAGCUGUCCCUGCUGGAGGAGCGCUUCCGGGUGAGGGCGGGGCCUGGAGGGGCAGACGGGGUGGGCUGGACACUGGCCCGUGUGCACAGGCCUGGGACAGCCCUGGCCUGUUUCUUCGGAGGUACUGGGGGAGAGGCAGUGGUGAUGGAAGAGCAGGGACUUCCACCACAGGCUCCAGGACAUGUGGACUGAGGGGCUGUGGAGUCUGGGCCUGUGGCUCCCGUCUGCCCCAUGGGACUUCUGUAGUGCUGCAGGGUCCCUCGGGUGCUGUGGGCCAGAUCGGGGUGGGGACCUACUGUCCUUUGGGGGUGCUCUUCUACGUCCCUUGUCGGUGAUUGGCAAGGCCUGGUCCUUCCAGGCCUCUGGGAGGCAGCUCACCCCAGGGUGGCCCACACCUGUUCCUGGCAGGGCGCC